CUCUGUCAAGAACAGAUCCCAAUUCCUUGCAAUGGUGUGUGGUCGUGUGGAGUGUCGACUAUGCGAUGAAUUCGUACUCGCCGGACUCUGAGAGCUCAUAAUUAAAUUGCGAUUAGUCUACAUUUCAAAUCCGCAUUCCAUCAUCUCAAGUCUCAACUCAAGUCUAACUAUUUCCCUUUCUCGUCUUCAGCCUGAGAAAAAAAAAAAAACUGACGAUUGCAUCCUCCAGACUGCACCAGACAUUCACCUUGAACAUUCCAACCUCAUUCUAACAGGAUUUUUCAGGAUUCUUUUUCAAUAUUUCCGUGACAAGUUUUACAUUCCCUCGCUUUUUAAGAUGGUCGAUUCGGUUAAAAUGCUCGAGGAAAUGUCUUACGAUGAUUGAUGAAUUUCUGGCUGAUCAAUCUCAAAACCAGGAAUAUUCAAUGCUCGAUCUCUUUCUGGAACUCGUUCCAGGAAUGACCUUUCCAGAAAUCGAUUAGCAGGAGUUUGACGGGAAUUUCACGCGGGUGUACCCGAGUUCGUGUCAGAACCAAAGAUUGAUGGCCCAAAGCAACAUUCCGGUCAGCGAAGCUUACUGGUUUCUGGUGGACAAAGCCGAUAAGAAGUUCUCUAGGGUUAGGGAUUUGCCUUGCUAUGGUCGGAACAGGUAUGACACUUAUUUCAAUAAGGUCUUUAAGGUCUACACGGAACUUUGGAAAUUUCAACAGGAGCAUCGGCAGAAGCUAGUCGAAGCGGGGCUCAGGAGAUGGGAGAUUGGCGAGAUUGCGUCUCGCAUUGCUCAACUUUAUUACGGUCACUAUCUCAGAACGAGCGAGGCCAGUUAUCUGUCGGAGGCUUAUAUCUUCUAUGAAGCUAUCUUGAGCAGGGAGUAUUUCAAGGAUGGUUCAUUGCAGGAGCUCAACUCCGCCAAUAAGCAGUUGAGGUGCAUCGCCAGGUUCUUGAUCGUUUGUUUGAUUUUGAAUCGGAGAGAAAUGGUGCACCGACUGGUCAAUCAGCUAAAGAUGUCUGUAGACGACUACAAGAGGAAUUUCCAGGAUGCCGACUUUAAAGAGUGGAAGCAGGUGGUUCAAGAAAUAGUUAGAUUUCUAAGAGCUGACACAGCUUUUAUGAACAUAAGGCCUUUAAGAUAUAGUUUAGUGAUUGACACACCUCCAGAUUCUUUACCACAUGUUGCUUCCUUAGAGGGCAAGAGAAAUCUAAAAUUGCGAGAUGCAAUACUGAGUAGCUAUCAUCACAAUGAGGUCAAGUUCACGGAGCUUACCUUGGACGUAUUUAGAAUGCUCCAGUGUCUGGAGUGGGAACCUAGUGGUUCUUUCUAUCAGACAAGUGGAACUCUUGCCAGCGGGAAUGCUACUAGCAUUGGCCAGAAUGGAGGCUCAGGGCCUAAUCGGAUGAACUAUUUGCAAGACAUAAGGGACCAAUCGUUGGAACCAAACCCACGAAAGGCCAUUUUAUAUCAUCCAUCUGUUACCCAUUUUCUUGCAGUUCUUGCCACGAUAUGUGAGGAUCUUCCUCCUGAUGGAAUACUUUUAAUUUAUCUAUCUUCAUCAGGAAAGGGUGUACGGACUUUUUCUUUGCCAUCAACUUCUAAUGCUACUACAAACAGUUAUGAUAUGGGAACCUCUAAUGAAAUGGCUUCUGAUGCACAAUCUACUUCUCUACCGGGUUCUCCAUGUGACGCCCAGGCCUUUUCACCUUGCCAAAACAAGGAAAAUCAUGAGAACAGCAAUGCUGGGUUUUUGCGUAUGGGCACUCGUGGGAAUGGAGGUUUGAACUGUCUCUAUCCUUGUGACUUAAUUCCAUUCACAAGAAGGCCUCUUUUUUUUAUUGUUGACAGUGAUAGCAGUCAAGCAUUCAAGGCUAUACAUGAAGCUGAUAAAGGAGAACCCGCUGCAAUACUUCUCUCUCCUAGCACUCUAUCUCCUUCUGCUGCUACUAUUGUUGAUUCUUCUCGUCAUCCAAGUGGAAGCCAGUUCACCAUGUUCCUCACAGCUCCUUUGCAGGCAUUCUGUCUCUUGCUUGGUUUUUCAGGCACUAACAUUGAAAUGGAUGUGUAUUACAAGGCUGAGAAAUUGCUUGCUUCAUCAUUAAACGACUGGGGAUCAACUUUGGCAACAUCAGACACACUGCAUCCUGUUUGGGCACAAAUCCUGUCUGAUCCAUUCUUAAGACGACUUCUUUUAAGGUUCAUAUUUUGUCGUGCUGUGCUUGCACUUUAUGCUCCAACAUUCAACAAGAAAGAAUUCCUUCCUGAAUGCCUGCCCCCCCUCCCAGCAAACAUACUUCCCACAACGCCUGCAUCUCAAACUGUAAUUCUGCAAAUUUCUAGAAUUUUUGGGGCAACUGAUCAUUUCAUCUUCUCCGAUGGAAUUGUAGUUCCUGAAAAUAGACAUGACGUUGAAGAUUCAACAGCCAUAAGAUCACCUGAAGCCCACAAGGCACAUGUUGGUGAAGAAAAUGGACAUUGAAACUUGAAGGAAGUAAAAUGAUGUGGCCCUCAUCUUAUAUAAAAGAGAAUGGAGAUAGCGGAGAGUUAUUUGUUUGGGAUUGACGGUUGAGGUAGGAAGCAAGAUGAUGCGAUCCUCCAUUUCAUAUGAGAGAAUCGAGGUAGAAGGGAAGUUGUGCAAAUUGUGCAUCAGUUUUUAGGAUGCAAAAUGGGCACGGUCAGUGCAAAUGAGAAUAAAAAAAUGUAAAUUCCGCAUCAGGUAAGACUGUAAGAGUGCAGAUUAUAGUUACAAAUAAAUGGAUAUAAAACUGUACUGGGUGCAUAAUUUGUAUUCAGUCCAGAUUUGCACAAAUUUGCUCUGCAAAACGAUUGUUGUCAGAUGGGUUUUGUGCAAAUGUCAGGGCUGAGUGAGUACUAGCAACUUAUUGGGUUUGGGCCAACUCAGCAGUGUCUAUACUACUAAUAAAAGAGCGAAUAGUCUCAUUUUCUGGACUUUUCAUUAGACAUUUUUACCCCUUGUCUAAGCAAUGUACAAUGGGUAUAAAAAGGGCAUAUAUGUCCUUUACUCUCA
Messenger RNA from Nelumbo nucifera (sacred lotus), 3020 nucleotides. Its product is annotated as signal transducer, putative (DUF3550/UPF0682). Gene Ontology annotation, biological process: DNA-templated transcription. Gene Ontology annotation, molecular function: transcription corepressor activity. NCBI's taxonomy places the organism in Eukaryota, Viridiplantae, Streptophyta, Magnoliopsida, Proteales, Nelumbonaceae. The record is from RefSeq and is a predicted model, not a curated record.